UUGCAUUUAUCCAAGUUGAUAUAAACACAAGCUUUCGUGUAUAUGCAUACCGAGUUAUUUACUAUGCGGUUGUUUCCUUAAUACUGAAAUGCGUAACCUAAAAUCUGCUAGCGUGUCGAUUAGUCGAAUUUGGUUUUUGUGUAUUGAUUUGUCCAGCACAGCUGAUACGGAUUCAUAGGAGAGUUGAAUAAUUGAGUGGAAUCAAAGUGAAAAUUUAAAAUGAGCGUCUGGUUUGAAUCUCCGGCCAUUUCUGUGGAGGAGGACUGUUUGGAUUCUCAGGAUGCUGGGGAUAACGCAUCCGAUGUGGAAUUACCGCUAGAAAUUUUGGAGAAGAUAUUACAGUUGAUGCCGGCAUCCCAUCAUCCAUCUUUAACAAGCGUCUCCAAGAGAUGGCAAAGCAUCGUAGCCGAGCCUCUUUUAAAACGGGAAGUGAUCAUAAACUCGGACCACUUCGACACCGCCUGGAAAACCCAUUAUCAGGAUCUCUUUGUUCUGAAAAUCUUCGCCGACAUGGAGCCGAUCGUGCAGGCAUACGAGCAUAUCCUGGCGCUGUGGAUCAUGCGCUUUGUCGGGCAGCAUACCCGCACACUGUGCCUGGCCAACGAACUAUGCAACAAGGCCCACCUGGUGUGGCCGCGGCUGCGACGCCUGCUAAGCGAGCAGUGUCCCAAACUGCGAAAGGUGAUCUUUCAGACCGGCCAAAUCCGUCUGGAUGUAUUAUGCAGUAUGCCGGCGACGGUGGAGUUUGUAGGAUUAGAGGAAUGCCGGGUGGUGAAACGGCACCCGGUGGAAGGCUUUACCGAGUGUGUACUAGCUAUGAAAGGUCACCAGCGGGUGUCCAUUGAUCUGCGCCGGAUAUCCGCUGGCAAAGUGGAAGAGUACUUGCGGAGUGUGCAUAGGAAUCACCGAACCGAUCGUAAAGACUCCUGCUAGCUUUAAUUUGCUUUGUUUUUUAUUAAGUUAACCAGUGAAACCAAAGUUGUACAUUUAUUUUGCAGCAGUGUAUAUGUAGUCUCGCAGAAACAUGGCAUUACUGUCGCAGCGGAAACUCGAAAAAACAGAAUGCCUAGAAAAGUCGUACAACACGAUUUUGAAUCCAUUGACUAAAUAAAGUUGUACAUACAGGUAUUAUAUUUUUG
This is a messenger RNA of Paramacrobiotus metropolitanus, 1139 nucleotides long. RefSeq lists its product as uncharacterized. The coding region runs from base 220 to 933 and encodes 237 amino acids. NCBI's taxonomy places the organism in Eukaryota, Metazoa, Tardigrada, Eutardigrada, Parachela, Macrobiotidae. The record is from RefSeq and is a predicted model, not a curated record. The transcript has 3 exons. Gene Ontology annotation, molecular function: protein binding.